CCAUGGGCAGAGAAAAUGUGUACACAAAAGCAAUGCUAAAUAGUACUUUUAUUUUGUAAGAGAUUUUUACUUUGUAAGAGAAAGCCCCGCGUCACGUGACCCCACCCUCGCCUGGAUACCAGAAAGCGUCGCUUAUGGUCGCUACGGAGGGAUGGAUGCCUGAGUUGUAGUCAAAAGGCACUUCUGAUAAUUUUUCCCAUGCAGUUAGGACCACGCACGAUCAUGGCAGUCUGCGGGAAACGCUUAGCUGUCUUUUCAGCAACGACUCUACCAAGUUUUAACGUUUGUACACUCACGUUUUAGCGCACUGCUCUGUCUUAGCAUGACAGAAACAGAUUAGUUAGCAUGCUAGCGAGCUAGCCUCCCAGCCUGAGCAUCAGCCAGCGAUCACAACUGCCGGUGACAGUGUGAUUGCAGGUUCCUAGGCAGACAUGGGUAAACUACAGAGCAAGUUUCGCAAGCGGUCUGAGCUCUACAGGGCAUCUCAGGAGGAGAAGGCAGAUAACGCCUUUGACAGUCAGGUGGUGCAGUACGAACCUGCCCAUCAUGGAUCCAUCAACACUGUGGCCAACCUCAGCCCAGAUCUGUGUGUUUCUGGUGGGACAGACCAGGCAGUGGUGGUGUACGACUGGAAACAAGGCCGGAUGUGCCAGUCCUUCCAGGGUCACAACCGAGAGGUUACCAAGGUGGUUUGUUAUCCAGGUAGUACGUGGAUCUUCAGUGCCUCACGGGACAAGACUGUUCUGAUGUGGGACCUAAACCAGGGCGACGAACAUAUUCAGGAAUUUUGUGGCCAUGAGUUGGUGGUCAAUGGACUUGCUGUCAGCCCUGAUGGGAGAAAGCUGUGCACCGGUUCUCGUGACAACUGGAUGUGCCUGUGGGAUAUAGAAUCUGCAAAAUGUGAACAGAGACACAACAUCUCUAGAAACCUGGUGACUCAUGUGUGUUGGGUGCCAGCCAGCUCCUCUGUAGUCCAGACCUCUGAGGAUAAGACCAUAAGGGUGUGGGACAGCCGGACAUGGCAGGUGACCAAUACUUUUCCAGCUAAGCAAUACAUCCAGACCCACUGUGACGUCUCUCCACAUGGUCACUACUUGGUGUCCAGUAGCAACGGCUUUGGAGGGCAGGGCUGUGAAGCCACGCUCUGGGACCUGCGUCAGCCUGGCUGUAAAGUUGUGGAGUACAGAGGCCAUCUCCAAACCACAGCCUGCUGCAUGUUUCUGCCUAUGACUCCUGGUGACACAGUUCGAGUAGCAACAUCCUCCCAUGACAGCUCAGUCAAAAUCUGGGAUCAGAAUACAGCAGUCUGUUUAGGGACGCUGGCUCUGGAUGGUGCUGGUCCACUGGUUUCUCUGGCUCCCAGUGAUUCCACUAAUCUGCUGUGUGCCAGCUUCAACACUGGCCUCCACCAUAUCCAACUGGACCAGGGAUUGCACCAGGCUCAGGGUUCUGGUGCAGGUUCGGGUGACCUGGACAUUAAAGUUGUGGCACGUUUCUGACGCCCCGAAGAGUCUGACCUGUGAACAGCCAGUGACUCAGAGAGCAGCAGCACUGGAUGUGGGCUUCUGUCAGUUUGAUUUUGUUUUUUUAUUUUUUACUCUUUUCCAUAUUUCUAUAGACAUUUUUGCUUUGCUAGACUGCCAUACAGUGAGGAAUGACAGAGGAGGCGUGAGAAAAGUAGGAGAUGAUGUAUGGAUGAUUCACCUUACCCAUCACAACUACUCUUGUCUGUCGGCCAAACUACCUUUUGACUGAGGAGCACAUAAAUACCAAAAUGAUUGUGCUUGAAUUCAUGGCCGGAUUUAUCUGUUCAAGUAGCCUAGCCGCGCUAGACCCAUGCUCUGAAGACGCAAGGGUCUAGGCACGCUCGACAGGGAGGGAGGCGGGCUAAAAGGUUGUCUAUCAAAUCACUCUGCAGCAAUUGGGUAGGUAUACAACCAAUCAGCGCAACGAAUAGGCUCCUGGAGUGCCGGAAAUCAGAGGAUGCGGUAGUUCGGUGAAGCCUUAUUUAUACAGUCAAUGGGUGAAGCUCAAGUAUAUUACAGACAUGUGAACAGAAAGAUUAUCCAGAGUCGGUGCUAAUGGAGCUCAACGACUGUUGUCGUUUUUGUUGUCGACCCUGGCAGAGAAUUAAAUUCGUUGCCGUGGGUUGUCUAGCGUGGCUAGGCUACUGUUCAAGGGCCCUUGAGCAAAAAUUUCCUGUUGAGCCCUAUUGUGGUAAUUUGAUAAAAUGCCAACUAAUUUAGUAACAUGAGCAAAGAGCAACAGCAUUAGCUAAUACUGCAGGGCCCAUCUUACCUGGUAUCGUAAGUGGUCGUCUGGGGCCCCUAUGCGGUUUCCUGCUUUGCUUGGUUGGUCAUCCAGCCUUGCUUGGAGUUUUGCUUUGUUGGACUAAACAAGAUAAACUGGAAUUCACUAUCUGCUUUAGGUUGACAGAACAGACUGGAUGCUUUCUACAUAUGUUGUAUUGCUUUUAUUGGUGUACUGAAUACAGGUUCAGAGGACAAGAUGAAGGUGAUUUUGGAGCAGAUGCUCAUUUGUUUGACAUUUUAAACUGACCAAACCACCAAAACCUCAAAAGCCCCAAAUUCACAUGAUGUCUGUUGGUGUUUUUUGGUAAUUUAAUUAACAGCACAAGAACUUCAAGCACUCAAUUGCAGUAUCAACAAGAAAAGCACUCAGAGAGCGUAGUAGUCCGCUAAGGCUGCUCAGUCUUUGUAUGUUAAGUCCCAAUAAGCCCACGGCAGUCGAUCUGUAGUAGGAUUGCAAACGUGAUCAUCAGCAAGCAGCUUACGUAGUGUUCACUUGUUGUCACAGUUACAGUGACGCCGUACUGCUAUCUCGCAAUGAUCCAGAAAUCUUUAACAAAUCCGUCGAUCCAGACUAUAAGCCACAUCACUGCCAAAAUCUAAUGAGGUGAUCCUUUGUGUCAUUUUUGACCUUCCCUGAAGAUUUCAUUCAAAUCUGUUUGUCUGUUUUUGAGUAAUGUUGCGCACAGAUGAACAGACAAACAUAUGCCGAUUGUCACAUAACUCCGCCGUGUAUCUUGAUGGAGUAACUAAGACAGGCCCAUAAAAUGAGGAGUGGAUAUGGAAAAUUGGAAGCAGUCAUAGAGCAGUAAAAUCACCUAUUUAACCUGGUUGUACUAAGCCAUUACAGAGAAUUGAAGAGUAUCUAAUUGGGGUUUUUUUCAGUAAUAUCAUUUUGUUGGUAAUGCCUGACUUUUGUUUAUCAAACAAGUUGUGAAGUCAUCAAAACAGAGUAAGGAGGAAUGUGUGUAUACUGAUAUUAUUGAUUAGUUUGUACUGUAGCUUCAACCUGUGGAAUGUUAGACCAAAUGAAUAUCGACGACACCAGAUUGUAUUAACAGGCUUUGUUUUUAUGCAGAUUUCAACUGAUAACAAUUUUAAAGAUACACAAUCUGAUAUUUUUUUUAACAAAAUCUGCUAAUAGUUGAUAUUUUGUGCUGAUAGCCAAUAUAUUUUCAUUUCAAAAUUACUAUGCAAAAUUUCCAAGUAAUUCCCUUUUUCAUAAAAUACUGUUAGAAAAAACAAAUGGAAAUUGAAAACACUGCAGAGGCAAAAUAAAGAUGCUUUGCAGCCUGUCGACAUAAAACCUGAUACCAGUUGCUGACUUAAUAUAUUCUUUAGUUCAGAUUGGGAAUUUGUUACAUAUUUUACCUUUCAGUUUAUAGAUAUCGAGGGGAUCAUCUCUCCAAAAAACCGCUUGUUGCUAUAAUUCCAAUUAGGAGCACCAGAGGAAUAAAGUGGUUAAAUCACAAGUGGAUGCUAGUCUGAAGAGAGAUGUUAUUUUUAAUACGUAUUGAACAGUGGCUUGAUUCAAGUGGAGAAAGACUGUAGGAAAAUUUAUGAGUUGCAAUACGAAAAUGCAAAUGGAAAAAGAUGGCAUUGUCACCAGGUGUUGAGGAGUCAACACUGGCUGUAAAUAAUAAUUUUUAAUUUUAUUGAACACUACUUAUACUGGGAAACCAAAGGAAUUCAGACAGUUGAUUUUUUUGUUUUUGUUUUGCUCAUCUAUUUGUCAAUCUAAACAUUACAAGUUAAUUUGAUUUUGUCAAUCUGUAUUUCUUACUUUUUCAUUAGGCAAUAAAUGAGGCAUUUUAUAAUCUUA
This is a messenger RNA of Acanthochromis polyacanthus (spiny chromis), 4131 nucleotides long. It is a transcript of the gene wdr31, whose product is annotated as WD repeat domain 31. The record is from RefSeq and is a predicted model, not a curated record. NCBI's taxonomy places the organism in Eukaryota, Metazoa, Chordata, Actinopteri, Pomacentridae. The coding region runs from base 432 to 1499 and encodes 355 amino acids. Gene Ontology annotation, molecular function: protein binding. The transcript has 10 exons.